UUCAUUUUUCAGUUAAGUGUUAGCCUUGUUUUCACAACUCUCGCCUAAAUCUUGAGUUUUAACUCUUUUCAGUGUUUUUUGGACUCCUGUGAACUGUAUAAAAUCUUGAUUUGAAUAAAUCCCAGUGAAGACAUACUGAAGGCAACACAAAAUCAGGUCUGAAGUUUGGAUUUGAACUCGACAGGACCCAAAUUGGGAUAAAAAUUAAGAAAUGUGUAAACGCAAAUUCUCAGACUGCUUUGUAACCUUGGUUGUACUCACCAAAAUAAGUAGGUCUAUAGUAUAAAAAUACCUUGGAUAAGGUAAAACUGAAAUAACAUCAUUUUGCUUUUGUCAUGAGUCUGUAAUUAGAAAUGGUUGUUGUUUUGUACUGAUAAGCCCAAACUUUUUGCAUCCCUUUUCCUGUUUGGUGUAUUUGCUAAGUAAUACUAAAAUACCCAUUGUGCUGAUGUGUCUUACAGAACACUGCUGCUUUGUGCCUGAUGCUAAUUCAGCCUGAUUAAAUGCUUACAAAUCCAAAUUUUGAUGCUAGUGCUGAUGAGACUGUUGAAAGACAAACUGUGUUAUUUCACUGCUGUCAGUACGGUAUGACACUGCUGUUAGGGAGUGUGCAGAAGGCAGCAGGGAUGGGUUUUAGUGAGGGUAACAUAAGGUUAUGGGCAAUGGUGAAGCUCGGGGCACUUGGAAGAGCACUAGAUCGAUUCGGACUGGAUAAAAUACACUGAAAGCAAACCAGUGGUGUUUUAUGAAACCUGAAACCUAACUGCCGUAUUUCUGAAGGGAAUACCCUGAAGUCAAAUCAGUUCUAAGACCAAAGAACCUUUUCAUUUAUCAGUACAAUGCUGGAAAUUAUAUUUAAUAAAAUACGAAUUAAAACAGUGGCACACGUUUCUAAGAGGCAGAACGCUAGAGAGCUGACCGUCUAGAGACCGCGCUGCCAGAACCCGCCGCACCCCUCAGCCUAGGCGCGGGAAUCGCCUCGUACCCCGCCCCACACCGCCGCGCUGCGCUCCUUCGCCAUCACUGCGCAUGCGCGGGUGAGGCGGGCGUCCACGGAGGAGGUCAGGGCUGUGCGGCGCUCGGGCAGUUAUUGGUAAUGAGUCAAUAAUGUAUUCGCUGGACCAAGGAACUACUAAAACAUAUCAAAUACCUAUUGGUCAUCUCGACUACAAGUUCAUUGAAAAAUGUACAGACGUUCAACACCUGGAAAAGAUUCUCAGGGUACUAAGGUCUGGUGAAGAGGGAUGUUAUCCUGACCUGACGUUGUUUUGUGAAAAGCGUAUUGAGCAUUUAGCUCCAGGGAGCAGAGUUCUCAGAAAAGAUAAACCUGCAGCCACAGCAGCUGAUUUUACAGCUGAAGAAUGGGAAACGAUUAAUGGUGAACUGAUGAGCUGGGUGGCAGAAAUGAAUGAAGAUGAUAAUAAACCACAGGUUUUAAAAACAAGCACACUGCAUGAAGGACAAGAUAACUUGCCUCCUAUUCGUUGUUCCAGCAGCUGUCUUCCUGCUUUCCAGAAUGAAAAGUUCCAAGACAAACAAAGAAAUAAGAAAAAUAUACCACGGGAUUACAGUGAAUGGGAUAAGUUCGAUGUGGAAAAGGAGUGUUCUAAAAUUGAUGAAAGCAGUGAAGAAAAUAACUCAAAAGCGAGAUUCUCUAUUAGACCAAGUCUACCUCUAAUUGAGAAGAAAAUAAACACAACUGGCAUGACAAAGAAAGAGAAGAUCUUUAUUGCUACUCGGGAAAAAGAAAAGGGCAAUGAAGCCUUUGCCAGUGGAGAUUAUGUGGAAGCAGUGACAUAUUACACUCGGAGUAUAUCUGUACUGCCCACUGCAGCUGCAUACAAUAACAAAGCUCAAGCAGAAAUCAAACUUCAGGAUUGGGACAGUGCUUUGGAGGAUUGUGAGAAGGUGCUAGAUAUGGAACCUGGCAAUGUAAAAGCUCUGUUGCGCCGUGCCACUGUUUACAAUCAGCUGAAGAAUUACCAAGCAGCUAUGAAGGAUCUGAACACAGUGUUAUGCAUUGAACCAGAAAAUGCUGUAGCUAAGAAAAAUCUGCUAGAGAUUGAAAAGAAACUGAAUGAAUUAAAGCCUGGAUCUAAGACUGAAGGCAGAGGAAAAAGAAUACUUAUUCAAGAUAUAGAGGAUUCAGAAGGUGAUGAAGAAAGAGGGGAAAAUGAAGAAAAAUGUGGAAGAAGCAGCAGAGAUAAAAAAAUUGUCCUGCCAGUAAGAGGCGAGGCUGCUUUGGGGAAGGUUGAGAUGGGGAAUGCACUGAGAAAGUUUCAAAGCAAAGGAGGUGGUUCCAAAUUGGAAGGCAGAGAGACCGAGAAGCAGAAAGAAUCAACUGAGAGCAGAUUAAAAAAAGGCACAGAGGAGAAAAAAUCACAGAAAACAGACCAUGAAGGUGAAGCCAAUGGUUAUUUAAACAGCAACCAAACAAGUGAAUGCCCUGAAGCCGGCCAGUCCUCCAGACCGCAUGGAGCAGGGUCCCUGGCAGCUGGUGCUGCCCAUUCGACUUCGCUUCCUCCGGCUGCUGCAAAACUGAAAAGUGAAGGAAAUGAGUUAUUUAAGAGCGGGCAGUUUGGAGAAGCUGUGCCCAAAUACUCGGAAGCAAUUGAAUAUGUCAUCAGUGUCGGAGAACGAAAUCCAGAUGAUUUAAGUAUCUUGUACUCAAACAGAGCAGCAUGUUACUUCAAAGAAGGCAACUGCAGUGACUGCAUUCAAGAUUGUAACAGAGCUCUGGAGCUUCAGCCAUUCUCCCUCAAGCCUCUCCUACGACGAGCAAUGGCAUAUGAGUCUAUGGAGCGGUAUCGACAGGCAUAUGUUGAUUACAAAACAGUUCUACAAAUAGACAGCAGCAUACAAGCAGCAAAUGACAGUAUAAAUAGAAUAACGAAGACUUUAAUUGAUCAAGAUGGCUCUUGUUGGAGGGAAAAACUGCCACCGAUUCCAGUUGUCCCUGUUGCUGCUCAGCUACACAGGUGGGAUGGAGCCAACUUUACUUCAGAGGUUAAGCCAAGAAGUCCCACAGAUAUCAACAAAGAAGAACAGUUGCAGAUGAAUCGUGAGAAAGCUGAGGAAAAGUUCAGGACAUUAAAAAGUGAAGGGAAUGAUUUAGUGAAGAAGGGUAAAUAUGAUGAAGCUGUAAAUAAAUACAGUGAAUGCUUGAAGUUAAAUACCAAGGACUGCACAAUCUACACUAACAGAGCUCUAUGUUACUUGAAACUGCAUAAAUAUGAAGAGGCUAAGCAAGAUUGUGAUCAUGUUCUUCAAAUAGAAGAUUCUAAUAUUAAAGCUUUUUACAGAAGAGCACUAGCAUACAAAGGAUUACAGAACUAUCAAGCCAGUGUCGAUGAUCUCAAGAAAUUACUUCUAAUAGAUCCAAAAGUUCUUGAAGCAAAAAAUGAACUAGAGGAGAUAACCCAGCUGCUCAGCAUUGCCAGCGUUGCUGUCGCUGACUGUCAACAAAAGCAAAGGAAGAAAAUAACCAUACAAGAGGUAACUGAUGAACAGGAAGAGGGGCAGCUUGUGACAUCAGAAGAUAUUGUGGCUGACAAUGUUAGCUCUAAAGAAGCAGUUCAGAAGAGUGUGCCAUCAAAGACCUGUGAAAAACUGACGAUUUCUGAACCAUCCAAUGCCUAUGACUUUGGUCAGAUUGUAAAUGCAGUGAACGCCAAUAAGGAUCAGUCUGCUUGUGCAGAUCUUCUAACAAUUACUGAUCCAAAAAAACUGCCAAUGCUGCUAAGUAACAAACUUGAAGGAGAGAUCUUUUUGAUUUUCAUCCAGUCAUUGGAACAAUACGUCCUUGGAAAAGAUCCUGGCCUUGUAUAUCAGCAUCUUUUCUACUUGAGCAAAGCACAAAGAUUUAAGGUGGUGUUGGCUCUUCUCAGCAAAAAUGAAAAAGAACAGGUUCAGCGACUGUUUGAUUUGCUCAUGGAAAACCAGAAUCAUCAAUACUCUUUGGAAGAACUUGACAGCCUUAAAAAGGUGUAUGAACUUUAAAACUUAAAGUUUAUUUGUUUUGUGGUUAGAGUUUUAGAGUUGUCGGUUGUAAAAGAUGUCUGUACAAACUCUGUAAACACGCAUGGGUUGAAGUGGGUCUCUACAUGGACUGUCUGAAUUCUGUCUUAUUUUGACAGCAUACACAUAUUUAAAACUUGCUGCUCUUUUUUUCUUUUUAGUUGUAUACAAUUUUAGUCUAGAAUUCAAUGCAUGUCUUUGUGUUCAGUUAUGGAGUUCGUGUUUGGCAUCCUGAUUUUGUUUAGACAUGGAAAUAUCUAUUUUGCAUUUAUAUAGAGCAUGAAAUACCUUGGUGGUACAAUAGAAGUACGCUUUCAGUCAUCACUUGUUAUAUCACCUUGUGGGUUGUAUGUGGUUAGGAAGCACCUUCAAGACAAACGGGUCCGUUAGCGAUAGCUUUGCUAUAAAAAAUUUACAAGUAUAAACAUUUUUCAAAUAAACUGCACAGCCCAUCUGUUUCUUCGCCCCCCCAGCCUGUACAAAACAGAUGUAAAUAUUUUUGGUGCUGUACAAAGAUGAAUGAAUAAUAUAUUAGCUUGUCAUGGAACACUUUGGCUCAAAAUAAUUAAUUAUUUACUAAAUGGGUCCAUUUUUUAAAUGACAAACGAGUAAGUUGUAGUGCACAGAGAAUUUUGUUUUCUGUGUGCGUGGAAGGAUUGCUGGUUUGCACAGCUUUUAAAGGAACAAACGGCUGCAUCUAACAAUUAAAAUGUUUAACUCCGAGUCUGUAAUCAGAUUACUUAAAAUACCAGCUAUUGCUGUUUACAGACGUAUUCAUAAAGCUAAAACUAAGGCUAGUUAGUGGACCAGUAGGGUUUUUGUUUUCUUUCAGGCAGUACUUCUGUUUUAUAUUUCAUUGUGACAAAGCUCCCUUUUUCAAGAUGAAGUGUUAAAACUUUUCACAUGGCCCAAUGCCUUCUUUGCACAUUUAGUAUAAAUUUUAUCAUACUCACAAGUGCUGCAGAAGUAUCAUUAAGGAUGUUGUUCCAGCAAAAUUUUUUCUCAGGUUAAUUUAAAAAAAUAAACGUCUUUUUCCUGAAAAGUACAAUUUCUGGAUUCUUACUUUUGCUUCUACCCUCUUUGAGCUUAUAGUUCUGACGUGGUUUAGGAGUUUGGUUUUGAAGUAGAAUACCAAAAGUGAAGUUUUUAAUUCCUAAAACACUGUUAGCACAACUGAUGGGUUUUCUUCUUAAACAUCCUCUUCCUGUGAGGCAGCUGUGUAUCUGAGAGAGCUCUGUAGCUACAGCCAAUUGCACUGAGCCAACAAAGUGUCUGGCUGCUUCAUUCUUCGCAAGGGCCAGGUAUUGGUGGUCAUUAAUUUCUGUGAUGGCGAUUUCAAUCAUUCUAACUGUACCUUUGUAUGUUCUGGGUUUGGAUGGGGUGCUGGGCAGCCUGAUCCAAUAGUCAAUGAGUGGCAGCAGCACUGCCUGUAGCAGGGGGUUGGAACCUGGUGAUCCUUGAGGUCCUUCCAACCCAAGCCAUUCUAUGAGUCUAUGUGUGCAUAGUUUAGAUUUGAGUGUAUUUAUGUUGGUUUUAUUCAUUUCAUUAUGUAUUUAGAAAGACAAUGCCCACUGAAACUGAAUUAUUUUACUAAAUGGGAUGAUAUUGCCUUCUAUAGUACAAAUACAGCUUUACUGCAUUGAUUAAACAUAUUUCUGCUGUGGUAGAUUUUCUUGUUUCUGUAGGCAGAACAACUAGCCUGUUUUAUAACCAGCAAUGGAAAUAAUCUUGUUACAUUCCUGUCAUGGUGAGAAAAUUUCCCGAAUGCAUCAGAGAAACGCUGAAUGUCAGAUGAAACAGAGGCAGACUCAGUUUGAAGCGGAAAUGACAGAGAUCAGCUGUAAUUACCUCUUGAGCAGAAGUUCUAAAUGAAGAACUGCAGCACUGUCUACAAAUGAGCCCGCUAUCCGGCUGGCAGAGGACAGCUGCCACCAGCUGCCGUCACAGCUUUGUAUCCCUGCAGUUCAGAGGCAGUCAGCAGAGACUGAAUAACAAAUGUCCCUUCAUCUGAAUAAUCAGCACUUUGCUGGUCUUCUAAAGUGCAGAGAUGAGCAUUAGCCUGUCUCUGUUCAAUGGACAGUGAUAUGGGGGAAGAGUGCUCUAAGAAGAAAGCUUAACCUUGGCCUGCUGCGGUGGGAGGAGGGGCCAGGGGAAGUGCAGUCCCAGAGUGGCAAUAAGCACAGCAAGCAGCAGAGUGAAAACAUUAUCAUCUAGUAUCUGCACAAUAACCAGCAUGUGGUGAGUGGUUAGGUCAUGGAUGUGAAUCCCUUGUUUUAGUGCAAGUAGAGAAGAAGCUGUUUUCUUCUCUUAAAGGAAGACUGCUGUGUUGGGAAUAGGGCAGGCCAUGGUACACUGCUGUUAUUUUGCCCCUUCCAACAUAUUUUUGAAAUUUUAGUGAAGUCGUAUCCAAGUAAAUGGAUAUUUAAGGCAAGAGGUGCUACGAGGGAUGAGUGGCAUCAGGUGUGUCUCUGCCAGGGCCUUCCACCACUCCUUUCACUCCUUCAUAGUGUCACAGACAGCAGAAGCUGGCACAGGCCAUACUCAAGGACCACUCUGCCAAGUGGUCUUGGAACCAGUGAAGCCAAUGGA
Molecule: messenger RNA, 6606 nt
Organism: Phasianus colchicus (ring-necked pheasant)
Lineage: Eukaryota; Metazoa; Chordata; Aves; Galliformes; Phasianidae
Gene: SPAG1
Product: sperm associated antigen 1
Cellular component (GO): cytosol
Molecular function (GO): protein binding
Source: RefSeq, a predicted model, not a curated record